CUCUUCACUUCGCAUUCAGUUUCAUUCAGUUUUUCUCUUUCUUCGCGCACGGUUCAGUGAUAGGAAUCGUUCAGAAAAGUCCCGAGAUCCGUUCGCUAUUCCCCGACUCGAAUAAAAUCAAUAUACAUAACAAACAACUGAAAAAGGAAUCCUCAGAGAAAAGCGUGUUGAAAGUAGCAAAUCAGUGUACAAUAAGUAAAGAAAGACCGAAACAAAGUUUUAAAGUUGUAAAUCAGAACCAGAAUCUCGUCGAGAACAAAACAAAAAUCCCCCCAAAAAACCAACAAACACACACAAACACAGCAAAAAUGAGUGUCUGUGAGAGCAAAGCCGUUGUGCAACAGCAACUGCAGCAGCACUUGCAGCAACAGGCAGCCGCAGCAGUGGUUGCGGUGGCGCAGCAGCAGCAGGCGCAGCAACAGGCUCAAGCCCAGGCUCAAGCUCAGGCUCAAGCUCAGGCUCAGGCCCAGGCUCAGGCGCAGGCACAGCAGGCGCCGCAGGUGGUGGUUCCGUUGACCCAGCCCCAUUUGACCCCGCAGCAGCAGCAGCAGAGCACACAGAGCAUCGCCGACUAUCUGGCCCAGUUGCUCAAGGACCGCAAGCAGCUGGCCGCCUUUCCCAAUGUCUUCACCCACGUCGAACGUCUCCUGGAUGAAGAAAUUGCACGCGUGCGCGCCUCACUGUUCCAGAUCAAUGGGGUCAAGAAGGAGCCCCUGACUCUGCCCGAACCCGAGGGCUCUGUGGUGACGAUGAACGAGAAGGUUUAUGUGCCAGUGCGCGAACAUCCAGAUUUCAACUUUGUCGGUCGCAUUUUGGGACCCCGUGGCAUGACCGCCAAGCAAUUGGAGCAGGAGACCGGCUGCAAGAUCAUGGUCCGAGGCAAGGGAUCCAUGCGCGACAAGAAGAAGGAGGAUGCCAACCGCGGCAAGCCCAACUGGGAGCAUCUGUCCGAUGACCUACAUGUCCUGAUAACUGUUGAGGACACCGAGAAUCGUGCCACGGUCAAAUUGGCCCAGGCCGUUGCCGAAGUGCAGAAAUUGCUCGUGCCGCAAGCCGAAGGCGAAGAUGAGCUUAAGAAACGUCAACUUAUGGAAUUGGCGAUUAUUAAUGGCACUUAUAGGGAUACAACAGUGAAAUCUGUCGCAGCUUUUUCAUGCGUUGGCUCUGCUUCUUAUCUGUAUCCCGCAGUGUGCGAUGAGGACUGGCGCCGCCUGAUGGCCGCCUCCGACAGCCGCCUGCUGACGCCCACCGGCCUGCCCGGCCUUGCCGCCCAGAUCCGCGCCCCCGCCGCCGCCCCGCUGGGUGCCCCAUUGAUCCUGAACCCGCGGAUGACCGUCCCCACCACGGCGGCCAGCAUACUGUCCGCCCAGGCCGCUCCGACAGCCGCCUUCGAUCAGACCGGCCACGGCAUGAUCUACGCCCCGUACGACUAUGCGAGCUACGCCGCCCUUGCCGGCAAUCCUCUGCUCACGGAAUAUGCUGAUCAUAGCGUAGGCGCCAUUAAGCAGCAGCGUCGUUUGGCGACUAACCGCGAACAUCCCUAUCAGCGAGCAACGGUCGGAGUGCCAGCCAAACCGGCGGGUUUCAUUGAAAUACAGUAAAUCAACCGGUCCGCGGUCCAAAUCACUAAAAACAGAAAGUUCAAUUUUUUUAUAUUACACAUCAUAACACCAAAAGCAACUUAAAACCCUUUUAUCAAUCAUUUUCGAGAAGAACAGAAAGAAAAACGAACAACAGAAGUCGAACGAUUGCGUUGCCUGACCUUGGAUUGCGUUUGAAAGGCAACCAAUCGAUUUAGUUCAAUUAUUUUAACUUUGCGCUAUUUAUUUUGAUAUCUAUGCUGCUCAUAAAGUCCUGCACUCCCCCCCAAAACCAACAAACCACACUGUAUAUCCGAUGAAACCUGGCCGGAAACGUUGGCCAGGCCAGGCCGCUCUGCCCUGAUCAGAGUUCCGCAAAACAAUUGUCAAGCGCACCGCCUCCACAGGUUAGUUGUGUUUCUACUCCUCUAUUUAUUUUAUCAAACUAUUAUUUUCUUUAUGUGUUAUCUUUCCCCCGGAAUAAAAUGCAAAUGAGACUCAUGGUUCGCUUGCAUUCUAUUUCGAUUGCGAUUGUUUUGAAACAACAAGCAAAACAAAAUUUUGAUAAAACAAAAGAACAGACACAUGCAAAAUCUAUCACUCCAGACAAGCUCCUGGAAUGAAGAGUUGAAAUAUCUUUUUAUACGAAUAUAUUUAUACACAAAUUUUUAUAUUAGUUUUCCUUUGUUUCCACGUUGACUUGUGCCUUUGAUGUUUUACAUACACGCAAAAAAAAAGUUGAAAAAAAUAUAUAUAUAUGAAAAAAAAAGUGAAGAAAAGGACUUCAAAACAUUUUAGUAGAUUUUUAUUUGUAUUACUCUCGGAUAAGCCAUAUACCUUAUUUAAAAACAAACAAAAAAACGCUCUUUACGAGAUAUGAAUUUUACAUGUGUAUCCUAGACCUAAGUCCCCUGUUUAGCCUCUUAAGAUUAUAUGAUUAUUUUGUAUUAUGCGUUCGAAUGUAAAUGUUGCAAUUGAACCGAAAGUGUACCACAAAGAAAUAAAGAUCAAUGAUUUUUGUUGAAGUAAAAACAAAAAAACCUAAAAAAAAUCAACACAACAAAAAACAAACAAAACAAAAUCCUUACCAAGUCUUAUGAUUCUUUAUUGUUCUACGAACUUGACUUCUUUCAGAACUCUCCUAAAAUGAAAUUUUAAACCAAAAUCUAACGCUUUUUAAACUUAACACCCAACGAAUAAAUAAUGAUAUUUAUUUCUCGUAUUCAAUCGUCACACAUAACUCAUUGAUCAGAAAUAUUAAUAAACACUUCACUUUGUUUGUUUGCAACUCUAGUGACUAAGACAAUUUAACUAUAGAACCCAGACACAACCGCAUUUAUACAUAACAAAAACACUCACCCACACACGUCCUUUGGGCAUAACUCUAUGCUUACCACCCACUCUUCGAUUGAUCAUUAAUCCCACCAACCCAACCGUCAACCAGACCAAGCAACCAACCAACCAACCAACCAACCAACUACUACCAAGAUACCACCACAAGUGCUAUGGCAUAUGCAUUAUAAUUUAUGUAUCCUAAGAAGCGUAUAUUUGCAUAUCUGAUACACGUACCUAUGUGUACUUACCACACUUAAUCUUUAAGCUUAUGGGUUGCGGUAUUUCCUGUCUAUGAUUAAUUGAUCUCUAGACUAGUUAGUUAAUUACAUAACUUGUAUAACUCCAAACCUCACGAAAUUGCAUUGGCAUUUGCUUAAAACUGAAUGAAAAAGAAUAAUAGAACGGAAGGAACUUAAUCUCUUGUCAUCUCUGUGAUUACCGAACUUUUUUCCAGUUAAUUAUUUUUAACUAAAUAUCCAAAGUUCAUCGAUUUAUUAUUAGUCCUUCAAACGCUAAAACAAGAUCAAAUAAAAGCAUACCCCUUAAAACUGUAAAUAAAUCUACAUUUUUAACUGAGCUAGAUAAAAUCACUAAAAAUAGACAGCAUUAAUGUAAAGAUAAAACAUGUAAAUAACGCUUUUUUAUGUUAUCUUAUAAUUUAUUUAUUUUAGCAUUUGAAUACAAAAAAAAAAUAAUCGGAACCCUGUGAUAAGAGCUUAUGCACCUGCAAUUUUAUGUAAUCUUUUUGUUUACUUUAUUUUCCCCUAAUUAUUACGUGAUCAAGUUAUAAAUAGCAUAUUAAAACCAUUAAACGGUAUAAACAUUUAUUUUAUAGCCAAAAAAUAAAAAAAAAAACAAAAUAUGUGAUGUAAUACUAUUGCUAAUUAUAACUAACCAAAGGCCAAGUUAACCAAAAACAAACAAAAGAAAACAAGUAAAAAGAAUUAAUCUCAAAAGGAAUAAAAAUCCUAUCAUGUUCUUGUAAAUUUGAAACUGAGAACCAACUUAAAUAACCAUCAAAUGUUGCAUCAAAUAACGUUUCAACAACACAAAAAUAUUCGCACUAUCUACAAUAUCUAUAAAAAUAUUUUAAUAUCCUGUCGAUGAAACUCUAAUGAUAAUAAUGUAUGUGUUUGUCUUUAUUAAAGUCAAAAAUGUUCAACGCAUCAUAAGAUUUCUAAAAUUUUAAAUGAUGCGCUUAGCAUUAAGCAAAAAGUUACUAAACGUUUUCUGACAAUUCUCCAUUCAGCAUGUUUUUAUGCGCUCCACUGAUCAUACAAAUACUAAAUAAAUGCGUGGUAACUUUUUGCGUCCAUAACUCACAUAACAUAGGAUAAUUACAUGAAAAACUAACUGCUAACCAUAAAAUAUUAAUCAAACUCUAUUUCCACUUCUAUGAAUCUCUCUCUUUACAUGCUAACUUAAAAAAAAAAAAAAAACCAAACAACACAAACAAAUAUAUUCGACAUACUCACAAACGUUUAAUUAAAAAAAAAAAAUGUAUUAAAACAAAAAAUGUAAUAAUAUUCCAAUGGAAACCAAUCAAA
Drosophila gunungcola (fruit fly) is the source of this 4462-nucleotide messenger RNA. RefSeq names its product protein held out wings (gene how). Gene Ontology annotation, biological process: regulation of mRNA splicing, via spliceosome. Gene Ontology annotation, molecular function: mRNA binding. The coding region runs from base 309 to 1601 and encodes 430 amino acids. The record is from RefSeq and is a predicted model, not a curated record. The transcript is spliced from 8 exons. Gene Ontology annotation, cellular component: nucleus. NCBI's taxonomy places the organism in Eukaryota, Metazoa, Arthropoda, Insecta, Diptera, Drosophilidae.